Messenger RNA from Tupaia belangeri chinensis (Chinese tree shrew), 423 nucleotides. Its product is annotated as peptidyl-prolyl cis-trans isomerase NIMA-interacting 4-like. The transcript is spliced from 2 exons. Gene Ontology annotation, molecular function: peptidyl-prolyl cis-trans isomerase activity; DNA binding. The record is from RefSeq and is a predicted model, not a curated record. The coding region runs from base 16 to 423 and encodes 135 amino acids. Gene Ontology annotation, biological process: rRNA processing. Lineage: Eukaryota; Metazoa; Chordata; Mammalia; Scandentia; Tupaiidae.
CAAGAAGUAUUGAAGAUGCCACCCAAAGGAAAAAGUGGUUCUGGAAAAGGGGAUAAAGGGGGAGCAGUGUCUAGGAGUGAUAGUGCUGACAAGAAUGCUCAGGGUCCCAAAGGUGAUGGCAAUGCAAUAAAGGUCAGACACAUUCUAUGUAAAAAAUGCAGCGGGAACCAGCACAAAAUUAUGGAAGCCAUGGAAAAGUUAAAGUCUGGAAUGAAAUUCAAUAAAGUGGUCACACAAUAUAGUGAAGAUAAAGCCAGGCAGGGGGGUGACUUGAGUUGGAUGAUCAGAGGAUCCGUGGUGGGAUCAUUUCAAGCAGCAGCAUUUGCCUUGCCAGUCAGUGGGAUAGAUAGAUCUGUGUGUACAGACCCACCAGUUAAGACAAAAUUUGGAUAUCAUAUUAUCAUAGUUGAAGGGAGAAAAUAA